Sclerotinia borealis F-4128 is the source of this 1137-nucleotide messenger RNA. Lineage: Eukaryota; Fungi; Ascomycota; Leotiomycetes; Helotiales; Sclerotiniaceae. The record is from the annotation of a GenBank genome assembly.
AUGUUCUUUAACUUCCUAUCUGGAACUCAUGGAGUACCAUGGAAGUUUGCUUUUCUAUGCGUCUCGGCGCUGGUCAUGAUUCAUUACAUGUUGGUAGAAGUGAAGCCUAAUGACAAUCCCGCACCAGAGGCAUCAAAGGCCGAUGAAGCGGUAGACACAAUUCAACGUCCGACACCUGCGAAACAUGGGAGCCCCGCGGGAACUUUCGAGGAGUUCAAGGCAAUGCUUGGUGGACUUGGUGGAACGAAAACAUCGGAUUCAAUAGACUCGAAUCCUUUGGAAGAUACAACGAGUUUAGAAACCACGAUGCCAGUCAAUAAACACAAGAAACCAUUUCUCGGAUCCAAGCAGGACACUCGAGACGACGAGUAUGUUUCCGUGUGUAUGGCAGUUAAAGAUCAGCAACUCGACUUGCCCGAAUGGUUCGUCCACCACUAUUAUAAUCUUGGGAUUAAAAGAUUUUACAUCAUGGACGAUGGUUCUGAUCCGCCUCUGUCGGAAAUCGAAGACUUGGGUAUUCCCCGAGAGCAUGUAACUUUCCAAUACUUCGAUGAGAAACAACACACCAUGUACAUGCAAGAAUAUGUCUACCGACUCUGUGUCGAUAAGUACCGGAGCAACCACACUUGGAUGGCUUUCUUAGACGCCGACGAAUAUCUGGAGAUGACGGGAAAGGAGAACCUGAAUCAGUUUCUGGAAACAUAUGAGAAGGAUAAAAACGUUGGGGCAGUAUAUGCUUCAUGGCAGACGCAUUCUUCGGCAGGUCUGUUAAAGAGAGCCAAAUCCGUCCGAGAGGCCUACAUCGAUUGUAUAUGGGAUGGAGAAGGGCAUAAUGUGCUAGGCAAGUCCAUUGCCAAACUUUCUCAUUAUGCUGGUACAAACACCGUCCAUCAAGUCUUGAGUAAAAAUGAGUCAAUAACUGUUGAUGAGAAUGGGGCUGAGGCACCUAUAAGACGAUAUUCACCCACAAAAGAUCGAAUAGCACUGCAUCAUUAUGCAUUGAAAAGUCGAGAGGAAUAUCAGGAGAAAGUUGAUCGAGGAAAUGCCAUGAGUAGUCCGAAAAAUUGGGCAUUUUGGGAUAGUGUUGAAGGCAUGGCAGGUAUAGAGUGUCUUUCCAUGUCAGAAUAUUAUCCUUGA